AUAGUGCUGAUCAUUCACAAAAGAAAUAUAAGAAAAUUAAGUUGUUUUAAGAACUAAAUAUACACAAUAAUAUUUCAAUUUCAUGAACACAUUGUUCUUGCAUUCAUAAAUAAGACAAAAGCCAUGGAGAACGAUAUCAACAAACCAUACAAAAUAUGUGAUGUGAACCGAGACAAAAAGAAGGGCACAGUAGCGUCGUCGUUAGAAGAUUUACUCAGUAAAGUGCCUGAAAAGCUAGGAUUGCCAGCAGAGAACCUAACUGUGGUGCUGGAGUCUGACGGGACCGAGGUGGACGAUGAGGAGUAUUUUUCGACGUUAGAACCUGAUACAUCGCUGAUGAUUCUCCACGGGAGCGAGAAGUGGACGCCGAACAUGCCGAAGUGCCAGGUGUCCCUGGACCAGACGGACGACGUGGCGCUGGGCGAGAAGGGGCAGGUGGCGAGCCUGGUGGGGCGGCUGCAGCACAACCUGUGCCACAUCUCGCUGCUGGGCGGCCAGGACCUGGAGCUGCUGUCCGACAUGGACCCCGACAGCCUCGCCGACAUCGUCACGGACCGCGAUAACAGAAUUAUACUGGAACACAUUAAGGAGGCAUCUGGAAGAAUCUUAUUGGAGAAGCGGCAAGCACAGGACGCCAUGGAGUUGCUGAAGCUGUAUCACCAGAGUGUGGCCAACGGCUCGGAGGAUGUGUCGCCGCCCAAGCAGGAGCGGGUUUAGGGCCCGUGCCAGCCUGGUAUCAUACCUGUAACCCUUCAUUCAUUUGCAUUCGGAAUGGUAAUGCUCAAAAGUUUACAAACUUAGUUUUGUUCCUCAUUGCCAUGUUUCAAACAAUUUCAUGGAGCAUAUACAAUCAAAUAAUCAUUUAGUUAGAAUUUAAGUAAUUUAUUGAAUACACCAAAUGAAUGAGGCCUUGUUUUCAAUUAGAAGUAAAAUAGUUUUGAUGCUUUGUUUAGUUUUUUAAUAUGCAAGUAGAAUCAUUUGUUUUUAAAACACCUCCAUGAUGAAUUGCAAAUAACAAUAAUGUAAAUCAACAAAACAGUUGAUUAAAGUUAAGGUAUGCAGGUAAUAUGUGGAUAGUUAUAAUAUAAUACGCUAAUCUUAUGAAUAUGAGCUGAUACGGAAUAUGAGAUGAUAUAAUAACCACAUUCUAAAUAUUGUAUGUAUCUAGUGUGUAACCCUUUUUAACAGUACUGCCAUUGUAGAUAUUUUGAUUUGACUUUCCAUUCCACAAAUGUGUGUUAAUUUAAGGAACAAUCUUAGACUAUUCUUUGCUGACUUGACCUCUGCCAUGUUUACCAUAUUCCUGCAUAUUAAUGUCGAUAAAUUGUGUAACAACAAUUUACCCGCCGGUACAGUCGAAAUUUCGAUAUCUGCCUCAUCACUCUUGUAGAUUCAAAUGGCAAGAAAGGGAAACAGAUUAAGAAAUUUGGCUAAGCACUAAUCUAGAGUGAUGUAUGCUACAAUUAAAUGUAUUUGAAGAAUGUGCUACGCAUGGCAAAGAUGGCAAGUACGUAUGUGAUUUUACCUAUUAAUAUUUUUUUGUCUGAUUACACUUUACUUUGUUUUUUCUCACCUUCAAUAUGUUACCAAUACUUACCGUCAAGAUAUUUUGGUAGCUGUAUAGUAAAAGAUCUGACAAUAGAUAUGCUAGAACUUAAGCAUGUAUACCCUCUAGAUUGUUAAGGUUUCUUUUUGUAAACUUUUGAGAGACAAAUUGCCACGAGGUUGACAAGUCAACAUCAAUUUAAAAGACUGAUAGUUGUUAAUUUUUUUUAAUAUUAUAUUUUACCCCUAGAAUAAGAAUCUUUGUUUAACUCCAAAUUGCUCAAAAAGUUUCGAAUAUUAUACUUAUAAGUUUCCAUUUGUUAUUCCACUGCCAAACGUCAAAAGCAUGCUCAUAUUGUGGUAAAUUAGAGAGAGUAGGGAAUGUAUGGUCUGACUAGGUGUGUGGUAGAAUAAUGGUUCCUUGUUACUAAAUCCAUUUACAUAGUUUUCUUUGGCUAUCCAUACUCAACAAUCCACUGGUCAUUCGUAUAUAUCAUGUAAAUCAUAGCUUAGUUGAAAGAAUCAAUAUACAGUAAUGUUUGUGGAAACUUUAACUGCGAUUUAGAGGGCUUGUCAUACAUCUCAGUCAUAUGUCUGUAGCUUAUUGUAAUAUGUAAUGAUUAAAAUAGUGCACCUAUUAUUGAUACUAUUGUCUACACCUUCGACAGUGGGCACUAACUCUGCUAAAGGUAACCAAGAUAAUUCUGAAAACUAGGGUGAUAUGAUUAUUAACAUUAAACUGAAAACUAUAAGGAUACGAAGUGAUAUUACUGAAUCUAACAAUAGGUACCUUAUUUAGGUACAAAGGUCAAAUGAUUAGGUAUUGCUAGAUUUAGUAAUGUCACUUAAUUUCCUUAUACAUAUUUUCAGUUUGAUAUUAAGUAAUUCAUUUUAUGAAAAAGUCAAUACUUAUUGACCAAUAUGUCACCCCAUUAUUCAAAAUUACCAGUGUUUACUAUAGCUGUAUGAAUUUUACGUAAUUACUGAUCACAUAUUAAAUAUAAAACACAUGUAUGUUUGGUAAUAGUAGUAUUGAGCAUUAUGUUGCAAAGAAAGAAUUAAAAGCUCAUGGACUUAUAUAUUACUUCGUAAGGAUGUGGCAUACUCUGUCAGUGUCAGUAACUGCUGUACCUACAUGAAUACGAACCAAUCAUGCAGAAAUGAUAUGAAUUGCCUUAUUCUUAGACUUGAAAUUUUUGGUUGAUGCGUCUUCCUUAUAUUACUUUUCUAAUAGGGAGAACAUUCUCGACCUCUAUUUUAUAUAAUAAUGAAGAAGUUUGUACUAACUCAGUCAUAUUAUUAUGUUUUUGUCC
Molecule: messenger RNA, 2858 nt
Organism: Leguminivora glycinivorella
Lineage: Eukaryota; Metazoa; Arthropoda; Insecta; Lepidoptera; Tortricidae
Gene: Drep1
Product: DNA fragmentation factor subunit alpha
Exons: 2
Coding region: 124-717 (197 amino acids)
Biological process (GO): apoptotic process; regulation of apoptotic process
Source: RefSeq, a predicted model, not a curated record